Molecule: messenger RNA, 3566 nt
Organism: Contarinia nasturtii (swede midge)
Lineage: Eukaryota; Metazoa; Arthropoda; Insecta; Diptera; Cecidomyiidae
Gene: nxf2
Product: nuclear RNA export factor 2
Exons: 11
Coding region: 145-3150 (1001 amino acids)
Biological process (GO): poly(A)+ mRNA export from nucleus
Cellular component (GO): nucleus
Molecular function (GO): RNA binding; protein binding
Source: RefSeq, a predicted model, not a curated record
CUCUCCUUUUUCGCUUGUGAAACGUGAUUUUAAAGAAAAACAAAAAUACAUUGCCUUCGUGUCUUUUGAAAUGUCAAACUGUUUGUUUUGUAGUUAUUAAUCAUUUCUCUUCUUCUUUUCUUUCGUUUAAAUCAAUCUAUUUCUAUGAACCGAUCUAAUUUUCCAAAACGAUUUGGUCCGGAUGAAAUUGAAGCCAAUCGAAAUAAAAUAAAGGCUUACGUCGUUUGUCCGGUCCCAGAGCAUGCCGUUCCACAACAAUUUGAGACGAUUGGUCGUACAACGUUUAAGAAAUAUAUUCUGAAGGUCUACGAAAAUUUAUACGAUCAGUCUGCAUUUCCGAUAUCCAAAUAUUGGAAUAUACCAUUCGUGGUGUCACAUGACACAAGAAUUCCUUACAUAGUUCAUACGGCAACUAAUGUUAAAACAGUAACUAAGUUGAAACCCGUAGAAAAGCAGACACCAAAACUACAAGCACAACUUCAACCUCGGAAACAAGUGGAAGCAGCAGCAACAAUAUUAGCACCACCAAAAACUGCAGCAUCAAAGCCUUCAAAUAAUAAACGGUCACUAAACGGUCAAUCAGUACAAAUGAAUCGCGAUGAUUUUUCCAUCGAUGACAGCUACUACGCUCCGUCACACGAUGAAAUAAAACUAUUUAAGAUGACCACCACCGAUCUAGAGAUUGCAAUUACCAAUAACAAUCCAAAAGAAUAUCACAAUUGCGUUAACUUUGACACACAAUUGAUACAAAGUGGCGAUUAUUGGCACAUGAUUGUUAUUCAUCAUGAACGUCGUUUUUCGAAGAGGCAGCUGCUUGAAAAACUUUUUGAAGUGGUUGGCGAAUCGGAAUUUUUCCCAAUUGCAUAUACCGAAAGCAAAUUAUCCGAUUAUUUCUUGAUUCGCUUAUGUCGGACUGCGAUUGAAAAACUCUUUCACGAAAGUCUCCGUUUGUCGUUUGGAAAUCAGUUGAUCGUAUAUUUGACAAUCAAAUUUCAAGUUGCUCAAUUCAAACUAGGUCAAAUCUAUCCGUCGAAAAAGUAUACGAAAGCCAUCAACGAUUGUCUGCAACGCAUGAUUAUUUGUGAAAAUGAGCCCAAUGUUCUCGAUUUGGAUCGUUUUUCAACGCACACUGAAUUCAAACACAUUUGCGUCAAUUUGGCCAAUAAAAUGUCACUACAACUGCUGUUCACCACUCUAGAUAAUUUGCAAACCAACAACAAAAUCUUUGACAAAGUCAAUGGAAUUCGUUUGACAAACAACAGCAUUCGAACUCUCGAUCCUCUUUCCAAAAUGACAAAAGUAUCACUAAAUUUACUUGACCUACGAGAUAAUAACAUUCGAACCGUACACGAAUUAGUUACAUUGAAACGUUUGAAAAUUCGCCAUUUAUGCUUGAGGGGUAAUCCAGUGGCUGAUAAUAUUGGUUUCAAAAGAGACAUCAUGGAAAUGAUUCCCGAAUUGGAAAAACUUGAUAACGAAGUACUUCGGACUGAUGGCACAUCAAAACAACUGCAUCUCCUACCGCUACUAAAAGACCAAUACAUCAUUAAGCCGAUAGAAGUGAAAAGCACGAAAGAAGUGUUCAGCGCCCAAGAUUUACUUUUUGAUAUAAAAAAGAUGGACCCGUAUAAAAAUCAUGAUAAAAAUUGGCAUCAAGUGAUAAUUCAUCACAAUGGAAAAGUUUCGCAAAUGGACCUUCUUGAAACUUUAUUCGAAACAAUAGCUCCGAACGAGUUAUAUCCAUGCUACUACCAGCCAGAUUCGAAACAUGAUUCAUUUUUCGUACGUGAUUGCUUUGAAGCUCUGGAAGUUCUGUUCCAUAAAAAGUUACGUAUGAAAACGGCGACCGGUGAAAAUUUAACAAUAACCCUUCGCAUGAAAGUUGCUGAAAUCAAAGAUAACAAUUUGGAUCCAAUAAAAAUGAUUCAUACGGCCAUUAAUUCAAGUUACGAUAUUAUGAAUCAAGCGCUCAAUCUUGAUCGAUUCGAGGAGAAAGACCUAUUUGCCAAUAUGAUUUGUAGAAUUUGUGUUCCACGCACUCUAAGCACAAUAGUUACAUACGCCGGCCGAAGGUACACAAACAAUGUUGAAAAACUCAACCUAGCAUAUAAUGGUCUCCGAUCCACACGAGGAAUGCAUAGCCUUAUUUGGUUGAAGGGCCUUAAGGAAGUUGACUUGAGCAACAAUAAAAUCGAAGAUAUCAAACAAAUCGAAUCAAUACCAAAAGGAAUAAAGGAAUUGUGGUUGGAAGGAAAUCCAUUUUGUUUAAAUUUCCCGAAUGCUUCUGCUUAUAUUACAGCUGUAAAAGAAAUCAUUCCGAAUUUGGAGAAAUUGGAUGGACAUGAUGUUUCAAAGUCACCAAUUAUGGUGAUUCAGCAGAACUUUUUAUGUACACUGGAAGGAUAUGACCUAGUCGAACAAUUUACUUUACAUUACUUCAACUGUUUCGAUGCUCCCAAUCGUGUUCGUCUUUUGCGUGGUUUAUACCAUACGAACUCUGUCUUAACGAUGAGCAUAAAUUCUCUGGGAAUGGCGGAUAGUUUGGCCAAGAGAAUGGCACCAAUAAUCGACAAGUGUCGAAAUUUCAAACGUGUUGUGGCAUGUAAUCCAGCACAAAAUCUUUUCCAAGGACCAGAGCAGAUUGCAUCAUUAUUUGGUGUGUUUGGCACCACCGAGCAUGAUUUCUCCUCUUUCACAAUUGAUUUAUCGGGUUACACGCCAACCAAAGCCAUAAUCACUAUUAAUGGCCUCUUCAAAGAGACCGGUAGUACAUUGAAUGAUGAAGAAGUGAUUUUGGGCUUUUCACGCACAUUCAUAAUUGCGAAAAUGACUGAUGGAUUGGGAAUGUUUCAUGCCAGUGAAGAAUAUCAAAUUUUAAACGAUAUUCUAUUAUACUAUCGUCCAUCAGUAAAGCAAUUGGACAAUUCAUUCAAAACGUCCCGGCCAACCCCCGUUUUGGAAACAAACUCAAGUGAUGUUACAGACGAAGAAAAACUGGGACUCGAAAUAAUUUAUCACGAAUUGACGGGGCUCAAUAGUACGUGGUGUAAAAAACUGCUGGCUUUGGCGAAAUGGGAUUUUCGUGCCAGUCUGGAAUCAUUCACAGAUCUUCUUAAAGAACAACAUUUUCCACCUGAAGCAUUUUGUUGAACACAUUUUAUUAAUUGAUACAAAUAAGUAUAUAUAUAAGAAAAAAAACAUGAUAUUUAGACACUAAAAACUACAUCUGUAAUUGAUAGAAAUCUUUUGGUAAAAAAUGAAAUCAACAAUAGAUUUGUAAAUUUACAGAUGUUGUUUUUUUAGAUAUAUAAUAGCUUAAAAUUGACAUCUAUGUUUAAGGAGCAUAAGCUAAUAAUUUUGUUGGAGGAUUAAAGACCUGUUGAUUUAAUUGAAAACAUUUGUAAUGCGCAAGUAUGAAAAUACAAAAGGAGAAAAUUUCUCCAUUUUUUGUGGUGGCAUAGAACAAGAGCUGGAUUCUAAUGUAAUGAACAUGAAAUGAAACACAUGAUUCUAGAUUAUAAAAAAACGUUUACCUAGUGAUUGAUUAUUAUUAUAACACUCCACCC